AUGAGCAUAGGAGAGAAAACCAGUGGUGGUUCAUCGUGGAGCAGGGAUGAUGAUAUUGCUUUUGAGAAAGCUCUAGCAAUUUAUGCCGACGAAACUGAGAAUCGCUGGGAAAAGAUUGCUGGAUUUGUUCAUGGAAAAACAUUGGAGCAAGUUUUAAAACGUUACGAGGUUUUACUUCGUGAUGUUAUGAUGAUUGAAUCAAGCUAUGUAUCUCUUCCUGAGUAUGAUUCUUCAGAAGGAACACAUGCCAAAGAUACAAACAUUUCGGAGUAUGGCAUCAUCAAUCGAACAUGUGAGUAUACGCAAGAAUGCAAACCAAAACCAAAGCAAAGACGACGUAAGGGGAUUGCGUGGACACCGGAUGAACACAGCCAGUUUCUUAUUGGUCUGGAAAAAUAUGGAAAAGGUGAUUGGCGUAGUAUUUCUCGUCACUUGGUAGUGACAAGAACACCGACUCAAGUCGCAAGUCAUGCUCAGAAAUACUUCUCGCGUCUUAACUCUAAGAACAAAAACAAAACGAGACAAAGAAUUCAUGACCGUGACGUCGGAAGCAGCAACACCUCAGCAAUGCAAAGUCCAAACACAUGGCAAAACACUCAAGCCACUUCGCAACCAUCACAAGACCAUCAUCCUACAUAUAGCACACCAACCCUAUGGAACACACAAGCUACUUUACAACAAUCACAAGACCAUCCUAUGUAUGGUACACCCACCAAAUGGAACAUGCAAGCCGCUUCGCAACCAUCGGUGAAUAUACCUAUCUAUGGCACCCACACCGUAAACCAAUCAAUGGUUGGACGUAUGGUCUCACCAUUCGGAAGUAACAUGAACCGCUUGGCUCCACCUCACAUUUUUUACGGAGUUCAACAUCAUUCAGCACCUUACUCCUCGGUUUCAAGAGCACCUUACUCCUCGGUUCCUAGUGCACCGUUUAACAUGGCAGCUUCGUACAACAUGACAUAUGCACCUACAUCUCGUUAG
Messenger RNA from Brassica oleracea var. oleracea, 981 nucleotides. Its product is annotated as transcription factor DIVARICATA. The transcript is spliced from 2 exons. The record is from RefSeq and is a predicted model, not a curated record. Gene Ontology annotation, molecular function: DNA binding. Lineage: Eukaryota; Viridiplantae; Streptophyta; Magnoliopsida; Brassicales; Brassicaceae. The coding region runs from base 1 to 981 and encodes 326 amino acids.